AUGGUUACUAGGCGAUCUGUUAGCAAGAAAGCAAAGUUAGCUUGGAUAGAAGUUAUGAAGCAGUUCGUCAGAGCUCUGGCAGCCUUCCUCAAAAAGUCUGGGAAGCUGAAAGUCCCCGAAUGGGUGGACACAGUCAAGCUGGCCAAACAUAAAGAGCUUGCCCCAUAUGAUGAGAACUGGUUCCACACACGAGCUGCUUCCACAGCACGGCACCUGUACCUCCGUGGUGGUGCAGGGGUUGGUUCCAUGACCAAGAUCUAUGGAGGACGGCAGAGAAACGGUGUUAGGCCCAGUCACUUCAGCAGAGGUUCUAAGAGUGUGGCCCGCUGGGUCCUCCAAGCCCUGGAGGGGUUGAAAAUGGUGGAAAAAGACCAAGAUGGGGGCCGCAAGCUAACACCCCAGGGACAGAGAGAUCUGGACAGGAUUGCCGGACAGGUGGCAGCUGCCAACAAGAAGCAUUAGAACAAAGGAUUCUGGGUUAAUAAAUUGCCUCAUUCAUAAAAA
Molecule: messenger RNA, 504 nt
Organism: Rattus rattus (black rat)
Lineage: Eukaryota; Metazoa; Chordata; Mammalia; Rodentia; Muridae
Product: 40S ribosomal protein S19-like
Exons: 2
Coding region: 1-462 (153 amino acids)
Biological process (GO): ribosomal small subunit assembly; translation
Cellular component (GO): cytosolic small ribosomal subunit; ribosome
Molecular function (GO): structural constituent of ribosome; RNA binding
Source: RefSeq, a predicted model, not a curated record